UCUACAGAGCGGAGCACGUUCACUUUACACUUUAUCUGUGAGAAAACUUGGAGUUUUAAUGUUCUGAUAGAUUUGAAAGAGGCUUUAAGUAUACUGGAGUUCGGACCCAUAUUUCCAGAUGUUAGUCCACACCUACUCGACCAUGGACCGUGCCGACGGGCUUUCGAGCUCCUCUCCGAGCGGCCGUCUCUCUCAGCUUUCCUCGCUAAACCAGGCUGCCUAUUCCUCGGCUCCCCCUCUCUGUCACGCUCCGGCCUCUGACUUCCAGCCGCCCUACUUUCCACCUCCAUACCCCCAGUCCUCGCUUUCUUACUCCCAGAGUCAAGACACCGGAUAUCCGCACUUAUCGGAUCCCUAUCCGUCCAUCAACUCUCUCCAUCAGCACCAGCAGGCAGCGUGGCACUCUCAGCGCUCGCGCUCGGAGGACGCGGGGCUUCUGUCGCAGUCACAUCGGGCGCUGGGUUUAGACCCGCGGCGGGAAUAUCCGGGCGUACCGCGGCUGCUCCAUCAUCAUGGACUGGGAGAAGGAGCAGCUGGGCUGGGAGAAGGCCCUCUGGGAAUGCACGCAGUGGGUCAUCACGGUCUGGACGACAUUCAAGGUAUGGAAGAAGCCUCAGCUUUGGGAAUCCUGGAUCAUUCUGUUAUCAAGAAAGUUCCUGUCCCUUCUAAGUUAAAUGGCUCAAUGGUCUCUGCCUUGUCCUUCACUAAAGAGGGACUCGGCUUGGGUGGUGUGUCCAACCCUGCAGAAGUUUUCUGCUCUGUUCCUGGUCGCCUGUCCCUCCUUAGCUCCACCUCCAAGUACAAGGUCACAGUCGGAGAGGUGCAGAGGCGCCUGGCCCCACCUGAAUGCCUCAAUGCCUCGCUGCUUGGAGGAGUCCUGCGCAGAGCCAAAUCAAAAAAUGGAGGCCGCUGUCUGCGAGAACGUUUGGAGAAGAUUGGACUCAAUCUGCCCGCCGGUCGCCGGAAGGCAGCCAAUGUCACACUCCUCACAGCUCUGGUGGAAGGUGAGGCAGUUCACCUCGCACGGGACUUUGGGUAUGUGUGCGAGACCGAGUUUCCUGCCCGGGCCACAGCAGAGUAUCUGUGCAGACAGACAGACCCAGAUCAGUUGCCCACACGACGCAGUAUGCUGCUGGCCACAAAGGAGAUUUGCAAGGAGUUCGUGGACAUGAUGUCACAGGACAGGUCACCGUUGGGUGGCAGUCGCCCCACCCCCUGCUUGGAGCCCGGGGUGCAGAGCAGCCUGACCCACUUCAGUCUCCUCACCCAUGGUUUCGGCACGCCCGCCAUCUGCGCCGCCCUGUCGGCCUUCCAGAGUUACUUGCUAGAGGCCCUAAAACUGAUGGAAAAAGGAGAGGGAGGAGGGAAGGGCCACCACGACAAAGAACUGAAGCACCGUAAAUGAACAAUUCGGAGAGAGACAGUCCUCCCUCACUUUUAGGAGUGUAUGAGUGUAUUUAUGUGUAUGAAUGUGUGCUCUUCUGCCGAUUCAUAUCUGGGCUCAUUUAUCAGUCCUCCACAAGAUUUCGAGACACAAGUUUUAUGGACUAGUUUUAUUUGUCUGAUGAAAUCUGGGGUCUCCCGAGAGCUGCAGAAAAUGCCACAAUUCUUGAUACGUGCCACAUGUGGACAACAAACUCCCUCCGGAUCUUUGGUGACGAGAUGACUGACUUGUACAAGGCCUACAUGGGGUCUCUAUGUGUUCUCUGGAGACCGCAGCCCAGAAACCAAUCAAAUGAAAAGAAAGAUGGUACAGACUAUUAAGAAUGAGGGUGGUAAAGUAAAUUAGGUUUUGACAAAUUCAUUUGAAAAAUUCAUUUUGUACUUCAUGUUGUAUGUUUAUUAUCAAUGUUACUGUUAUUCUUAUUGCUGUAUUGCAAUGUAAAUGUAAUAUAUUAUUAAAGCAAAACAAACAAAUGUAUGCAACUGCCCUAGAAUGUGAAUCUUAAACAUACAGCGGGGUCCAAGAUCUAAGGCACAUCCACACUAAUCAGUUUUCUAACAUCGUUUUUCAAUGUAUGCGGUAAUGGAGAGCGUUUUCGAAAUAUUUCAGAGAGGUAUAAACGUUAGCAAAAAUCAAUGCGUUAUUAUCAGCAUAGACAAGUUUGAGCAAAACUUGAUCCAUUAGCAGAGUAUCUGUGCAGACAGACAGACCCAGAACAGUUGCCCACAAGACGCAGUAUGCUGCUGGCCACAAAGUGAGUACUAGUGAUAGCAGUAGGGGUUAUAUCACACUUAGUGAGUGGUGGUGGCGGAGUGGGCUAAAGCACAUAACUGGUAAUCAGAAGGUCGCUGGUUCUAUCCCCACAUGACUUGAGAAUAUUUUCCUAAAUACCUAGGUGGUUUUUAUUGUGUAUAAAUUGACUUGGUGGUGUGGUACAAAUCUAGCGUGAU
Messenger RNA from Xyrauchen texanus (razorback sucker), 2394 nucleotides. RefSeq names its product transcription factor AP-2 epsilon (gene tfap2e). The coding region runs from base 119 to 1405 and encodes 428 amino acids. Gene Ontology annotation, molecular function: RNA polymerase II transcription regulatory region sequence-specific DNA binding; DNA-binding transcription factor activity, RNA polymerase II-specific. The record is from RefSeq and is a predicted model, not a curated record. The transcript is spliced from 7 exons. Gene Ontology annotation, biological process: anatomical structure development; regulation of transcription by RNA polymerase II; regulation of cell population proliferation. Gene Ontology annotation, cellular component: nucleus. Lineage: Eukaryota; Metazoa; Chordata; Actinopteri; Cypriniformes; Catostomidae.